This is a messenger RNA of Diaporthe amygdali, 3723 nucleotides long. RefSeq names its product dna mismatch repair protein msh6. The transcript is spliced from 4 exons. Gene Ontology annotation, cellular component: MutSalpha complex; nucleus. The record is from RefSeq and is a predicted model, not a curated record. Lineage: Eukaryota; Fungi; Ascomycota; Sordariomycetes; Diaporthales; Diaporthaceae. The coding region runs from base 1 to 3723 and encodes 1240 amino acids. Gene Ontology annotation, biological process: mismatch repair. Gene Ontology annotation, molecular function: ATP-dependent DNA damage sensor activity; ATP binding; mismatched DNA binding.
AUGGGCGAGAAAACCGCCAGCGCCUCGGCUCGCACGCCGGCAAAGACGCCCUCGUCGACCUCGAAGCAGCAAAGCAUCUUGGGCUUCUUCUCAAAGGCCAGCCAGCCCAAGGCGAAGCCCAAUUCCAGUGCCAAUGGCUCGACCCCAGCUGCCUCUGCCACACCAUCCACCUCCAAGGCAGGCAAGGUCUCGUCGUCGUGCCUCAAGGAGACAACAAAGGCCAACUCAUUGUCUUUUGCCAAGCGCCCGUCCAACAUUACUCCCGUCCCUAGCAGUGAUGCAGUCGAACCCUUGAGCUCUCAGGAGAAUGUCGACGUCAUGGCUGUUGACUCCAAGGUACCCAGCGACUCCUUGCCGUCACCCAAGUCACCUGCUGAGCUCGACCACCAGCCAGCAGCCACUCCCACGGUGCUCGCAAACAGCAGCCCCUCACGCAAGGCCAAGAAAACUGUCAACUACGCCGAGUCGUCCGACGACGAAGACGAAGUGAUCAUGUCGCGUAAGACGCGUCCGACACGGAAUAAGAAUCGUGCUCGUGCUGCCGUUCUGGACGACGAUGAGGACGAGGACGAGUAUGAGGGUCCCAUUGAUGAUGCUUUCGACGAUGAUGAUGACGAUAUGGCCGACUUCGUCGUGUCUGACGAAUCCGAUGCUCCUUCGAAGUCCAAGAAAAGGAAGCGGCCUGCUCCCAAGUCGGCGCCAGCGCCCCGAAAGCGCCAACCCUCGUCGAGUUCACCAAUCUCCGGUCAUAAGGAGGAGGACAUUGAUGAUGACGAAUUCAUGAACGAACCCUCGGGAACAUCCACAGCCCAGCAGUGGCGCUACGACCCCGAGAAUAUCGAAACGCGACAGCACCACGCCAUCACGCCUACCCCUAAAGCGAACGCAUCAGCCCCAAAAUCAAAAGAAAGGGCUUGCGAUAAGGAGCCAGAAAUGCGGCACCGUUGGCUUGCAGAACCACUUGACGCCGACCGACAUGCCCCCGGCCACCCAGACUUCAACCCGGGCACCCUCUAUGUCCCCCCAAGCCAAAAGUUCUCGGCCUUCGAGCAACAAUACUGGGACAUCAAGAAGAAGCUCUGGGACACGGUCGUCUUUUUCAAAAAAGGCAAAUUCUAUGAGCUGUAUGAGAACGAUGCUACUCUCGGCCACCAGCUCUUCGAUCUGAAGAUGACGGAUCGCGUCAACAUGCGCAUGGUCGGUGUUCCUGAAGGUUCACUCGACAUGUGGGUCAAUCAGUUCAUCGCGAAAGGCUACAAGGUUGCCCGGGUUGAUCAGAUGGAGUCGGCCCUCGGCAAGGAAAUGCGUGAACGUGACGGAAAGGGGCCCAAGGCGGCAAAGAGCAAGGAGGACAAAAUCAUUCGUCGAGAGCUGGCCUGCAUCCUCACUGGCGGAACUCUGGUGGACGGCAGCAUGCUCCAAGACGACAUGGCCGUCUAUUGUGCCGCCAUCAAGGAGUGUAUCAUCGACGGACAGCCCGCCUUUGGCAUUGCAUUUGUCGAUGCUGCCACGGGACAGUUCUUCGUCUCUGAAUUCGUGGAUGACGUCGAUCUCACCAAAUUCGAGACAUUUGUGGCCCAGAUCUCUCCUCGAGAGAUUCUGCUGGAGAAGUCGCACAUCUCGGUCAAGGCAAUGCGAAUCCUCAAAAACAACACCACGCCUACAACCAUCUGGAACAACCUCAAAUCCAACACUGAGUUCUGGGGCUCUGACCAGACACGACGCGAGCUGGACUGCAGUGGCUACUUUGUACAGGAAGGGGUCGACGAAGAGGUCUGGCCAGAUGUGCUGAAGGAGUCCAGAGACAAGAACUUGUUGAUGUCAGCACUGGGUGCGCUCAUACACUACCUACGAGUUCUAAAGCUGGAGAAAAGUCUCUUGUCCCAAGGCAACUUCCAGUGGUAUACGCCCAUUCACAAGAACGGUACCCUGAUUUUGGACGGCCAGACUCUCAUCAACCUCGAAGUCUUCUCAAACACUGUGAACGGCGGAUCCGAGGGCACGCUCUUCAACUUGCUUAACCGGUGUGUUACACCAUUCGGCAAGCGCCUAUUCCGACAGUGGAUUUGCCAUCCCCUUUGCAACAUCGACAAGAUCAACGAACGACUGGAUGCCGUGGACCUGUUGAACGCCGAUCGCACUGUCCGUGAGCAGUUUUCUUCGGAGAUGACCAAGAUGCCAGAUCUUGAGAGGUUGAUUUCUCGGAUCCAUGCGGGCGUCUGCAGGCCAGAUGACUUUGUCAGAGUCCUCGAUGGGUUCGAGCAGAUCGACUACACAAUGACGCUCAUGAGCGCUUUUGGGGGCGGCAACACCAUGGUUGACCGGCUAAUUUCAACAAUGCCCAGCCUGAAGGACCCUCUGGACUUUUGGAAGAAUGCCUUUGACAAGAGAAAGGCACGUGAAGACAAGCUGUUCAUUCCCGAGCGGGGUAUUGAGGAAGAGUUCGACAAUAGCAUGGACAACAUCAAGCGGAUCAAAAAGGACCUUGAUGCUUUGCUUGCGGAGCAGAAGGGAAACCUAAAGUGCUCCAAACUCAAGUUUUGCGACGUCGGCAAGGAAAUAUACCAGAUCGAGGUUCCUAAAGCUGUGAAAGUCCCCAAGGACUGGCGUCAGAUGUCAGCGACGGCGGCGGUCAAACGCUACUAUUUCCAGGACCUUCUAACGCUAGUUCGUGAGCUGCAGGAGGCAGAGGAAUCUCACUCGCAAGUGAUCAAGGACGUGGCCGCGAGCUUCUUCAGGCGCUUCGACACAGACAAUGAGACCUGGCUGCGGGCCAUCAGGGUCGUGGCCCAGCUUGACUGUCUCAUCAGCCUUGCCAAGUCAUCGACUGCGUUAGGCCAGCCGAGCUGCCGUCCGGUCUUUGUUGAUCACGAGCGCAGCGUCGUGGAGUUCGAGGAAUUGCGCCACCCGUGCAUGUUGAAUAGUGUCGACGACUUCAUUCCCAACGACGUCAAGCUUGGAGGAGAAGGGGCCAAGAUCAAUCUGCUGACUGGUGCCAAUGCGGCUGGAAAGUCUACAGUGUUGCGCAUGUCUUGUGUUGCCGUCAUCAUGGCCCAGAUCGGCUGCUACGUGCCGGCUGUAUCUGCUCGGCUGACACCAAUUGAUCGAAUCAUGUCUCGGCUGGGAGCCAAUGACAAUAUCUUCGCAGCUCAGUCUACCUUCUUCGUCGAGCUGUCCGAAACCAAAAAGAUCCUGUCUGAGGCCACUCCUCGCUCUCUGGUGAUCCUGGACGAACUAGGCCGCGGCACAUCAUCCUAUGAUGGUGUUGCCGUUGCGCAGGCUGUGCUGCACCAGGUCGCAACACACGUGGGCUGCGUCGGCUUCUUCGCAACGCACUACCAUAGUCUAGCGACUGAGUUCGAAAACCACCCAGAGAUUGCACCGCGGCGUAUGCAGAUCCACGUCGACGAAGCCAAUCGGAGGGUAACAUUCUUGUACAAACUAGAAGAGGGCGUGGCCGAAGGCUCAUUCGGCAUGCACUGCGCUGCAAUGUGCGGCAUCCCAGACAAGGUAAUUGAGAGGGCUGAGGUGGCCGCCAAGGAGUGGGAGCACACCUCCCGCCUCAAGGAGAGCCUGGAUCGCGCCAAGACCGGGUGUUAUAUCCCGCUUGGUGUACUUAGCGAUGUUGCGUCCCUGCUCAAGGGGCGGAAGGACGCGGAAGGAACGAGUGAGGUCCGUGCUGGGGGUGUAGAGGUGCUGCUGAAGGCUAUCGAGGCACUGUGA